AUGCAUUCAAAAGCUGGAGGUAUAACCAUAGAGGCAACCCUCAGAACUUCUCUUCUUCCCUUCAUCCUUCUCCAUCUAGCUAUUCUGUACUUAAACAACAAAGAGCAGUCCCGCUAGAUUGCUCCACCAACCUCCUCAGAACAUCGAGGAUUCUUAUAUAUCAUUCACUUCUUCACCAAGUCUUCUUGAGAUACAACAAUCUUUUCUCUGUCGUGCGUGUGUUCAUGUACAACAACGUCAAGAUUGAAGCCAACACAUCUAUGCACCAAUAGCUAGAUCGAGCAAACACCAUUAGAAAGCCUACCUACCUGCAUGGACCCUUGGAGUGAAAUUGAGGGCAAGAGAGCUCAUGAUCCUAUCUUCCAAAACCACGUCCGCCCAAACUGCCGCCAACCUGCUGAUGGUUUCUGCAAGGAGAAGGGCGCAGAUGCUGCCAUCGCUCGCGCCGAGCGAUGCAUCUGGGUUCCGGGGCCAAUCAUAGUGGGCGCUGGACCAUCAGGGCUCGCUGUUGCUGCAUGUCUCAAGGAGAAGGGGAUUGACAGCCUUGUUCUCGAGCGCUCCAACUGCAUAGCUUCGCUUUGGCAGCUCAAGACAUACGACCGUCUCAGCCUUCAUCUCCCUCGCCAGUUCUGUGAGCUUCCCCUCAUGCCUUUCCCUGCCGACUACCCUAUUUAUCCCUCAAAGCAGCAGUUUGUAGCCUACCUGGAGAGCUACGCCGCAAGGUUCGGGAUCCGCCCCACGUACAACCGGACGGUGGUCUGUGCAGAAUAUGACGAGCAUCUUCAGUUAUGGCGGGCGAGAACACGAGCCACAGGCGUAAUGGGGGAGGAGGUCGAGUAUGUGUCUCAGUGGUUGGUUGUGGCCACUGGUGAGAACGCCGAGAUCGUGCUGCCGGAGAUUGAUGGCCUGGAGGAGUUCAAGGGAGUUGUCAUGCACACCAGUUCAUAUAAAAGCGGCGGCGCAUUCGCUGGGAAGCGUGUUCUCGUUGUUGGGAGUGGCAAUUCAGGCAUGGAGGUGUGCCUAGACCUCUGCAACCACAAUGCAAGGCCCCAUAUUGUAGUAAGAGACGCUGUACACAUCUUGCCCAGGGAGAUGCUGGGUCAGUCCACCUUUGGGCUGUCAAUGUGGCUGCUCAAGUGGCUCCCAGUCCACGUGGUGGACCGGAUUCUACUGCUCAUAGCUCGGACCAUGCUUGGGGAUACUGCUCCGCUUGGGCUAAAACGUCCUACCAUCGGUCCUCUCGAGCUCAAGUCACUCUCAGGGAAGACCCCAGUUCUUGACGUUGGCACAUUUGCAAAGAUUAAGUCUGGUGACAUCAAGGUACGCUCGGCCAUAAAACAAAUAUCAGGGAGAAAGGUAGAGUUCAUGGACACACGGUUGGAGGAGUUUGAUGUCAUUGUGCUUGCCACCGGAUACAAGAGCAACGUUCCCUCCUGGUUAAAGGACCGGGAAUUGUUUUCCGAAAAGGAUGGGUUGCCAAGAAAGUCAUUUCCAAACGGUUGGAAGGGGGAGAACGGGCUCUACUCGGUCGGGUUCACCCGGCGCGGGCUGAUGGGAACAUCGGUGGAUGCUCGGAGAAUUGCUCACGACAUCGAGCAGCAAUGGAAGGCCAGAGGGAAGCACCCGGACGUGUUGCUCUAGCUUCCGUCUCUCUGUCUCUCGCCAUGGUUACCGGAGGCAUGCCAUCGAUCGGUCAUGCAUAAGCUUGUGAAUACUAGCUAGUAGGUUUGGUGAGAAAACGAUGAUACGAUGUUACUCUGCCGACUUCAACAACGGUGCGUUUGGAGUGGCCCAAGGGUGUAAUGCGUGCGAUGCUGCAUGCUGCGUUUGUUGCAUUUUGGUGCUUGUAUAGGGUAUUGUAUUGUCAAUUUUUCUGUGCCGUGGUUUGCGUUUGAUGACUAACCAUCCUAUAAGCUGCUCUGUAUCAUCCUCGGUGGAGUAAUACUGAAAUGCCCAUGUUGGACAA
This is a messenger RNA of Oryza brachyantha (malo sina), 1966 nucleotides long. RefSeq names its product indole-3-pyruvate monooxygenase YUCCA6-like. NCBI's taxonomy places the organism in Eukaryota, Viridiplantae, Streptophyta, Magnoliopsida, Poales, Poaceae. Gene Ontology annotation, molecular function: NADP binding; N,N-dimethylaniline monooxygenase activity; flavin adenine dinucleotide binding. The transcript is spliced from 4 exons. Gene Ontology annotation, biological process: auxin biosynthetic process. The record is from RefSeq and is a predicted model, not a curated record. Bases 313 to 1641 code for a protein of 442 amino acids.